This is a messenger RNA of Hemiscyllium ocellatum (epaulette shark), 6954 nucleotides long. RefSeq names its product histone-lysine N-methyltransferase 2A-like. Gene Ontology annotation, biological process: positive regulation of DNA-templated transcription. The record is from RefSeq and is a predicted model, not a curated record. Lineage: Eukaryota; Metazoa; Chordata; Chondrichthyes; Orectolobiformes; Hemiscylliidae. Bases 1 to 6696 code for a protein of 2231 amino acids. Gene Ontology annotation, molecular function: DNA binding; protein binding; zinc ion binding. Gene Ontology annotation, cellular component: histone methyltransferase complex; nucleus. The transcript has 35 exons.
AUGGGGGCGUGCAGGCUCCUGGCUCCCCUCCCCCACCCCGGCCGGCCGACAGUGACGGGACCCUCCCCGCCCCCCGCCCUCCGAGAGGAGGAGGAGGAGGGGCCGGGCGGUGUGUCGGAGGGAGCCGUGGCUGAGCGGUGCCGGGACAGUGAGACUCAGACGGAUGGAGGUCCCAAGGUGGAGAGCCCGGGAGGGGAGCGGGAGCAGGAGCAGGAGCAGGUCCCUGUGCCCCCUCCCGCGGAGCUCAGUAAGGUGACGGAGUUGGAGCUGACCCAGAACCUGGCCAAUCACUCCCUGUGUAUGUCAGCCAUGGACAAACGCAUGGUCAACCUUCUCAAGGCAGCCAAGGUGCAGCUCAUUAAAAUCGACCAACAGAAACACUGGAAGGCCCAGCAGCAGCUGACUUUGCAACCUGCCCGUGAUGUGAAGGUUCCUGUGAAAGAGGAGGUGCUGAUGAUGGACAAGUCUGACACUGACAGCGAGCAGGAGGAUGUGGAAGCCAUGAAACGCAAACUUGGCCCAGAUUCUCCACUGGCUCACGAGAAAAGACCCCGAGUCGAGAUCCCGACCACUCAGGGCCCACGGAUCAAGCAUGUGUGUCGGCGUGCCGCUGUGGCGUUGGGUAAGCCGCGGGCGAUGGUUCCUGUCGAUAUCCCGCGGCUCAGUGCCCUGCCAAUGCACGAGCGAGGGAGCAUCGUGACCACCCCGAUGGACGGUGACCGAUACCUCCUCCUCAGAGCCGGAGAGCCCACUGCCGGUGAUCUCGGUGGUGAAGACGGAGCGGAGGUGGAAGAGGUGCCGGAAGUGACCGCGCCUGCGCUGCCGCCUCCUGUGGAGGAGGAGGAGGAAGCCAAGCCGCCGCUUGCCAUGGGCCAGCCCAAACGCCGGGGGAACCGGUGUGGCAGCUGCAAGGGCUGCCGGAACCUGGCCGACUGUGGCAAGUGUGUCAACUGCCUGGACAAGCCUAAAUUCGGGGGCCGUAACACCAAGAAACAGUGCUGUGUGUGGCGCAAGUGUGAUAAAAUCGAGCGGAAACGGCAGGAACGCCUGGCUAACGUGCGGAAGAGGAGCCGGAUCACCCUCCUGCCUGCCAUUGACACUCGGCCGGUGAUGGGGAAGGAUGAUGAGGAGUGGCUCCCUGACACUCAGGGUUAUGCUGCCUAUGAGUACAUGCUGGAGGCAGCGGUGGAGGAGGUGCAGGUGAAGAAUGGGGACACCUCUCUGAACCCCGUCGAGGGGCUGGGAGCCGACACCCAGCUCCAGCGCAAGUCCAUUCGCCGCACGGCCCGCCAGUGGUCUUACUACGCCCUGUUUGAGGAGUCCGACCUCUCUGACUCGGAGAAUGAUCUCCAGUCUCUCAUGGGUGACCAGGGGCGACUGAAACCCCUGCAACUGAAAUGUCGCAAAAGCCGAGAGAAGGAGAAACCCGUCCUCCUGAGCAAACAGGAGCAGCUGGCACUGAGUCCCCUGAGCCCCUUCACCACCAACAACACUGGGCGCCAGAAAGGUCUGUCCGAUGGGGUCCACCGGAUACGGGUGGACUUCAAGGAGGACUGCAGCAUUGAAAACGUCUGGCUCAUGGGUGGUCUCAGCGUCCUCUCCUCUGUUCCCAUUCUGCCCCGGGUUCUUUGCCUGCUGUGUGCCAGCCAGGGGCACCACGAGAUGGUGUAUUGUCAGGUUUGCUGUGAGCCCUUCCACAGUUUCUGCCUGGACGAGAGGGAGCGACCGAACGCUGAGCAGAAGGAGACCUGGUGUUGCCGUCGCUGCAAGUUCUGUCACGUCUGUGGGCGCAAGAGUAAAUCUUCCAAGCACCUGCUGGACUGUAACAAAUGUCGGGCCACAUACCACUCUGCCUGCCUCGGGCCCAGCUACCCAAACAGGCCGAGCAAGAAACGACAAACCUGGGUCUGCCCGAAAUGUGUGCGCUGUAAAAGCUGUGGAGCGACCACCCCAGGCAGGAGCUGGGACGCGGAGUGGUCAUAUGACUUCACCCUGUGUAAUGACUGCGCGAACCUCUUUGAGAAAGGGAAUUACUGUCCCAUCUGUACGAAGUGCUACGAAGAUAAUGAUUACGAGAGUAAGAUGAUGCAGUGUUCAAAGUGCGACCACUGGGUCCAUGCCAAGUGCGAAGGGAUUUCCGACGAGAUGUACGAGAUCCUGUCGAACUUGCCGGACAACAUCGUCUACACGUGCCUGCCCUGUAUGGAGGGGAAACCUGCCGAGUGGCAGGAGGUGGUCACCAGCGAGCUGCUCUCCGGCAUCAGGCAGGUGCUGACCGGCCUGGUGACCUCCAGGCUGACCGCACACCUCCUCACCCAAAAGGAGUGCAGGGAUGACAUCGCUGAUGUCUUCGACGCGGGGGUCCCCUGUGACCUGGACGGUGUGAGGAGCAAAUUUGAAGAAGGCGGUUACUCUUCUGUGCUAGAGUUCUGUGAUGAUGUGGCACGGAUCAUUCAGAGCAAUAUCAAUGAGGAGCUGGAGUUCCCGGACAGCUGGAAAGCUAACCUGUCCGCCAAGGCCUAUUUCAUCAAGCAAAUGGACCGGAUCUUCCCCUGGUUCAAGGUCGAAGACUCCAAAUACUGGCAGCAAUGCACCGCCUUACCCAACGGCCUGCACCCAAACGCUGUUGUUCCUCCCUCCCUUGACCACAUCUAUGCCCAAUGGCGGGAGCAGAGUGACAGCUCGCACCAUCCCGGUUCCCAGCAGAGGAGCGGUGAGAACCCAGCGCUGGGGAAGGACAACAGCAGGACAGACCAGCAGCCUGCAGGAGAGAGAGCGAGGGGCCAGGCUGUGAGCUCAGACAGCAGCGUCUCAGUGGACACUGAGGAUGGCCGCCAGUGUGCCCUGUGCCUGAAGUACGGCGACGAUAAACUCAACGACGCUGGGCGCCUCUUGUAUAUCGGGCAGAACGAGUGGACACACGUCAACUGUGCCUUGUGGUCAGCAGAGGUCUUCGAGGAAGGGGAUGGCUCGCUGAAGAAUGUUCACACAGCAGUCGGCCGAGGGAAGCUAAUGCGAUGUGAGUAUUGCCAGAAGCCUGGGGCGACUGUUGGAUGCUGUCUGUCUUCCUGUCAGAGCAACUACCACUUCAUGUGCGCCCGUGCCUGUAAGUGUGUCUUCGAAGAGGACAAGAAAGUCUACUGUCAACGCCACAAGGACUUGGUGGAAGGAAAGACUGUUUUGGAAGAUGGCUUCGAGGUAAUGCGGAGAACAUUUGUUGAUUUUGAAGGGAUCACCUUGCGUCGGAAAUUUCUGACAGGACUGGAACCUGAAAACAUCAACAUGAUGAUUGGGUCCAUGACCAUCGAUAGCUUAGGAAUUCUCACAGAGUUGUCAGAAUGUGAAGGACAUAUCUUCCCCAUUGGUUAUCAAUGUUCCCGUGUGUACUGGAGCACGUUCGAUGCUCGGCGGAAAUGUGUCUAUCGAUGUAAGAUCAUGGAGUACCAUCCACCUGCCUCCGAAACUGAUCUCAACAGUCAGGACCAGGGCACUAACCACACGAUCGUUCAUAGCCCCAGCACGGCAGAGGUGAACGAUGCCAUGGAGCCCGCUGGCAAGGGGCAGGAGGAGCAGCCGCCUUCGCCCGAGGGUCAGAAAGCCAGGCCCCUGCCCCCUCCCCGGCCAUUCCCCUCCAGCCGCAUCAAGACGCCCAGCUACCCCGCCGGCUGCAGGUGGUCAUCGGGUGGAUCGCGACCCCUGCCCUCUCCAGGGAGCCCGGCGUCCGUGUCUCAUCACAUCCUGACGGUCAGCGACCCCGCCAUCUCUCCCAGCCGCCGCUCUGUGGUGCCCAGACGCCACAGCCUGAUCACCCACCACGUGGUACCGAGGGGGAUGGUCACCUCCCCUCCCCGGCCUGCCCGGACUCCAGCCCCCCUGGUCAGGAGCAAGGACGGAGCCCCCUCCCUGCCCCCCCGGGACGCUGCGGAGAGGAAGACUGAGGGGGCGUGCACCCGCCCGCGGGUGGGGCCCACGCUCCCAGGGGCCGAGCAGCGGAACGGGCUGGAGAGGGAGCCCCGGGGCGAGCCCAGGGAGGUGCCCAGCUCCAGGCGGGUGCUGCCAGGGGACGCUGGGGGGCCGCAGCACGGCAGCCCCCUGGGGCCCAAGAUCCUGGAGACGCUCGGGCAGUUCGGUGUGCGGAGGGUGGAAGCCCCCGGGCAGAGGAGGGAGGAGGAGGAAGAGGGGGAGGAGAAGGGGUCGCUGGAGCUGCCCUGCCCCCCCCUCAGCGCCGCGGAGCUGCUGACGCCGGGGAGCAUGUUCGAGGGGACGGGCAGCGAGGGUGUCCCCUCCCUGCUGGGGGACGGGGUGCACCCCUUCGACGCCAUCGACCUGGACAUUGUGUCAGUGCUGAGCUCGCCCAACCUGCUGGCGUGUGGGGCUCAGGGAGACUGCCCUGUGCCCGCUCCGGCCGCGCAGGGGGAGAUCCCGCAGCCGGGAGCCGCCGUCCCCGAGAGGAAAGGGCGCCCGCGAGGCGCGGGAGUAGGAGGAGGAGGAGGGGGCGCCAGCGAGGGCGAGGAGGAGGAGGAGGAGGACGAGGACGAUGACCUGGACAACUACUACAACUUUGCCCGCACGGUGGUGACCGAGGAGGUGAUGGAGCAGCUGGCGUCCGAGUGCUUCGGCCUGGACUCGGCCGAGGUGCCCACCAUCGACCAGCUGGACGGGGUGGACGACUCGGACGGGGGAGGGGGCGAGGGAGGGGGUGCGGAGGAGGGCCGGGCGCCGCCCUCUCCCCCCCAGCCCCACCAGGCGCCCCUGCCCGCGCCCCCAAGCGAGGAGCCCGGCAACAUCCUGCCCUCGGAGAUCAUGGACUUUGUGCUGAAGAACACCAGCUCUCCCCCUCCUCCGCCGGCCGGCGACCCCCACUUCCCCGAGCCCCCCCGCAUCCAGAGGGCAUGCGGGGGGCUGUGCGCGGGGAGCCCACCCCCUCCCCCUCCCCCUGCCCAGCCGGGAGGCGGCGUGGUGCUGCUCAACAACAGCGGGCGGCACGUGGUCAUCCUGAAGGGGGCGGAGGAAGGGCCGGCGGCUUGCCCCCAGCCCCAGCCCCCACGGGCCGGCUACGGGACGGUGCUGCUGGCCUCCCCGGGCCCGGUCUCCCUGCUCCAGCCCCCUCCCCCGCCCCUGCCCGUCCUCAACCUGGUGCUGGGACGCCGCGAGACCCCACCCCCUCCCCCACUGCCGCCUGCGGUCACCCGCCUGGUGCCGGUGCCCCGGAGCGGGCUAGCGGCCUCCCCAUCGGGUUCACCGGACCGCGCCCCCACCAAGCACCCUCACCCCGCCCCCCCAGCCGCAGCCUCCUCCCACCCUGUGCUCGCCAAGAAGCCGAAACCCUCCCACGUGUGGAUCGAUCAGCUGGGCGCGGAACGCAAGGUGCUGGAGGAUCUGCCCCAGCCUCCCACCUCCUUAGGAAACGGUCGUGUACGGAUAAAAACACCAACUAUUAAGGCCACUUUAAACCUGGAUCGGACAGCAAGCCUGAAUUCACACAACGUCAGGUCGGAGUCAGGCAAGGAGCCCUCCUCCAACGUCAUCGGCCUGGCAACGUUGGACUCUCCUGUUUGCCAGAAUAACCGGGGCCACCCGCUCCGAGACUGGAAACGCUGUGCCGCUGAGCUGAGCUCAGACGACGAGUCCCCGGCUUCACCGGGCCGUGAGGGGCUGGAGGGCGAAGACGAGGACGAGGAUGAUGAAGAGGACGAUGAGGAAGAGGAUGAUGAUGAGGAAGAGGAACAGGACGAGAAGGACAAGGAAAACUGGAAAGGUUCAGAGAGCCAGAACCAGGCCGGGUCCCACCUGCGGUUCGAGAUCACGAGUGACGAUGGGUUUAGUGUGUGUGCAGACAGCAUCGAUGCAGCCUGGAAAGCUGUCUUGGAUAAAGUGCUGGAAGCUCGAGCAAAUGCACGCCUCAAACAGAUCUCCCUCGCAGGUAUGACUGGGAUCCGAUGUCUCGGUCUAACACACGAUGCAGUCUUGUUCCUUGUCGAACAGCUGGCUGGUGCCCGCAACUGCAAAAACUACAAGUUCCGUUUCCACAAACACGCUGACGUGGAUGAACUUCCCAUCAAUCCCCAUGGCUGUGUCCGUGCUGAAAUCGGGAGUAGGAAGUCGACGUUUGAUAUGUUCAAUUUUCUGGCAUCCCGGCACCGAAAGCUUCCUGAGUAUGGGUUUGUUGAUGAAGAGGAGGAUGAGGUGCAUUUGAAGUCUGCCAGGCGAGCGACGAGCAUGGACCUUCCCAUGGCGAUGAGGUUCCGUCACCUCAAGAAAACCUCAAAGGAAGCUGUGGGUGUGUACAGAUCUGCUAUUCAUGGUCGAGGGCUGUUUUGUAAGAGAAAUAUCGACGCUGGGGAAAUGGUGAUAGAAUAUUCUGGAAUCGUCAUUCGAUCUGUGUUAACAGACAAACGAGAGAAAUACUAUGACAGUAAGGGGAUUGGCUGCUAUAUGUUCCGAAUCGAUGAUUUUGAGGUGGUGGACGCGACGAUGCACGGGAACGCGGCUCGUUUCAUUAACCACUCGUGUGAGCCCAACUGUUACUCGCGGGUUAUUAAUGUGGAGGGUCAGAAACACAUUGUCAUCUUCGCCAUGCGGAAGAUCUACUGCGGGGAGGAGCUCACCUACGAUUACAAAUUCCCCAUCGAGGAUGCCAACAACAAACUGCCCUGUAAUUGCGGCGCCAAGAAAUGCAGGAGGUUUCUCAACUAACCCGGGCCGAGGGGGAGGGGGUCGCGGGGGCUCUCCAGCCAAGACAGGAGAUACUGUCCACCCACUCUCCCACCCCGCUGUCUCACCUCCCCCACUGCCCUGUUCUCUCCCUCCCUGGCUCCUUCCCUCUCCCCAUACACUGCCCUCCCUCCCCCACAUCCUAGUCCAUCCACUUCCCCUCUCCCCCCUCACCCCCUCUCUCCCCCUUCACCCCCUCUCUCCCCCUUUCCCUCUCUCCCCCCUUCCCCCCUCUCCCCC